CUUGUGAUACAAGUUUUGGUUUUUGUCUCAAGUAUCCUUCUGGUCCUGCAGGAACGGAGCUGCUCUAACAGAUAUAAAUAGACUUUUUUAGAUUUUUACUGGACUACAUGAGAAGAAGCGAUGGCGGGAGCGGCUACAGCAGUCUGUCUCGUCUUACUGUGGGGUGUAUUUGUUUCAGCUCUUUCAGCUUCUCCAGAUGUUCAUGUUUUUGCAAAGAAACUUGAAACUGAAUCGAAGAAGCUGAUCCUGACCUGCCUGGCCACGGGCUUCUAUCCCAAAGACGUGGUGAUGAGUCUGAGGAAGUCCAAGAGUUCACUGCCUGAACAUCUACUAACAUCUUCAGGAGUCAGACCCAAUGAAGAUGGAACCUACCAGCUGAGGAAGAGUGUGGAGAUCCUGGAGGAUGAAGCAGCAGAUUAUGACUGUUAUGUGAUUCACAGCUCCAUCAGCACCCCAGUAAUUAAACAGUGGGAUGUAAAAUGCAGUAACUGCCAGAGAAGUCUGAGCGGAGGAGUGACUGCAAGAGUGAGUAUAGGAGUGUCGGUGGCUCUGCUGGCUGUGCUGGGUGGGAUCAUGUGUUUGUAAAAAGCAGAGGAGAACCGGUGAGUAUAGACUAUAUUAGUGUUUAAAGAAGGAACAUUAACAGUGCUGUAAAUACUCCACAGAACAUCUGCAGAGCUUUACUAGAUCAGUGCUGUCACUGAUGGUCCCAGCUGUUCUUAAACUCACUGUGUGACGUUAGUGGCAGCUUUAGAGGUGAAAUCGGAGAAAUCUUUAUAAUAACCAGAACCGUAAAGACUUUCCCUUUAGAAUUUCACAUCAAUAAUAACAAUAAUUAAAUAACAUACAUUGAAUUUCUCCUUUUCACUGAUCCUUGUAUUUCAGUUUAUUUAUUAAUCUAAUACCUUCUUCAGGCUCUUACUCACAAAUUUGGAAAUUGCCUCUAGUGUUCAGUGACACUGGAAGGCGUUUAAAGUUGGGGAGCUGAAAUUUUAGCAGUAUACGUGUGACGUGAACAAUGACGUCGUUUACAAUUAUUCACCUUUUUCAUCUGAAUUUUUUGCUGACUUCAUCAAACAGAGCGGUUUUGUGACCUGCUGUAAUGAGGACAGCAGUUUAUUAUCAUAACUGACUGAGCUGAGCAGCAGCCAAUCAGAUUGCUGAUGUGUUGUGGUAAUGAUUGCGUUACACAGUGAGAUAAGGGUUAAUAACACAGGAAUGUAUUCUAAGUACUGGACAUUAUUCUGUGUUCGAGUGUAAAGACGAUUUGGCUGCUUUGUUGAUCAGAACUGCCCACAGCUCUGAUCACACUUCCCCCUGUAACCUCAGCCUGGGAGUGUUUUAGUGACGCCCCAAAGCGGUCAGCAGGUCAGGGAAGUGAUUCAGCUCCUAGACAGUAAACGGCUACUGCAGGGGUUGAAAAUAUAUGGAUAAAAUCUAAAAACAAACUCUAAAACAAACUGUUUUAAUUUAAGGACUUUCAGUUAAAGGAUCAGCGCUGCACAGUGCACCCACAGACUGCAAUGAACAUGUGGUCACACCUGAAGAACAUGCAGCACUAUCUGGACAUCAUCUCCAAGAGUGAGAGCAGCGUGGACCUGCUUUAGAUCUGAAAUGAAAGCUAUUGAACUUGACCGUUCACGCCAGUCUCGCUCAGCUUCACCUCCACUGCUUUAUAAAUAUGUUGGCUGUCCUGUUUGACGUGUGCUGGUGUGUAUGAACAUUAAGACUAUGUACCGUUUUAUGCUACUGUCUGUCACUGAAAGAUUCAUUUUGUUUCUAAAUUUGGAGAAAUGAUCUCUCAGUAGAGACAAAAACAAUAAUUUAUCAUCAGUAAAUGUGCUUUCAUUACAGUCGGUGAUCAUUAUUAUUAAUGUGUGGAAGAAAUUCUGGAAAUGUUUUCUCUGAAUGAGGUUUUAAUUCAAUAAAUAAGAUCAUAUUUUUA
This is a messenger RNA of Pygocentrus nattereri (red-bellied piranha), 1945 nucleotides long. Its product is annotated as beta-2-microglobulin-like. The coding region runs from base 121 to 585 and encodes 154 amino acids. The record is from RefSeq and is a predicted model, not a curated record. Gene Ontology annotation, biological process: immune response. Gene Ontology annotation, cellular component: external side of plasma membrane. Lineage: Eukaryota; Metazoa; Chordata; Actinopteri; Characiformes; Serrasalmidae. The transcript has 3 exons.